AUGAAAAGCCAAAAGAACAAUGAAAAAACAAAAACAAAAACAGAAACGCAAUCCAAUUUUGAAGAAAAUGAUGGAAAUGCUGAGAAGAGUGCGAAGCUUGACUCCGAAAAAACAAAUAAGCAUACCAUGUUAAAUACAGCAAAAAAAAAAAAGAAAAAAGUGGAAACUAAAAAAAAGAAGAAAAUGGGAGAAAAUGAAGAAAAGAAAGAAAAGAAAGAAAAGGGAAAAAAGGAAGAAAAGGGAAAAAAAGAAAGGAAGAUAAAAAAAAAAAAUCAUAAUAUUUAUAUUAAUGAAGAAAUUGACGAGAGUGAUGAUGAAUAUAAUUUAAAUACAAUUGGCAAUAUUGAUCUUAAGUAUUAUGACGACCUUGACAUUAUUGGUUAUGAUAUUGAUGGUAAGAAGAUAGAGAAGACAAACGAAAACAUGAUUGAUGAUUUCAUAGAAUCUAAAAAAGAUGUAGAUGCAUGGAGGAAAAUUAAGGAUAAGAAAAACAAUCGAGUUGUAACACUUACAGAUGCAGAUUUAGAAAUUAUAAGAAAAAUAAGAGAAAAUAGUGUAGCCAAAUAUAUAGACGAAUCAAGUUAUAUAUAUGAAAAUGAUAGAGAAGAAUAUAAAUUGCCUACUAAUUUUAAUGUAAAUAAAAAUAAUAAAGUAUCAAAAGGUGAGAAAAAGAAAAUAUUAAAACUAAUGAAAUAUUUAAUAGAUAAAGAAAAACAUCCUGAAAAAUAUAAAAACAAUCAAAAUAGUAACCAAGAAGAAUUGACAUUAUAUGAUAUGUGGAAUAACAAAAUUUAUGAUGAAUAUUCAAAUAUGAAUGAAAUAAAUUUACCAAAUAUAUUACCAGGUCAUAAAUAUAGUUACAAUCCACCACCAGAAUUAAUAUAUACUAAUUCUGAUGAAAAAAAUAUUCUAAAAAAUAAUAAAGAUGCAUUUAUACCUAAAAAUUGGGAAAAAAUAACAAAUAUAGAAUAUUAUAAAAAAACAUAUUAUGAUUUAUAUCAAAGAUGUUUAGAUAUAUAUUUAUGUUCAAGAUCUGUUAAAAGUGUAUUAGAUAUAAAAAAAGAAGAUUUAUUGCCUAAAUUGCCAACUACUCAAUCUUUAAAACCAUAUCCACAAUACCCAUUUAUAAAAUAUAAUAUAAAUGAUAAAAUAAAAAAUGAAGAUAAUGGUCAUAAUUAUAUUUGUUUAAAUGAAAAUGAUCAUAUUUUUUAUGUAAUAAAAAAUAAUAAGUUAUAUAUAUUCGAUAUAUUAACAUCAUAUAAUAUUGAUGUAAUAGAUUUGGAAAGUUAUUUUAAUUCUGCAUUGUCACCAAAUAAAAAUGAUAAACAAAAUAAUAAAAACUUAAUGAUAAAAAUAAAUAAAACAUAUUCUUUAUUAGCAAUAUCAUGGGGAAAUGUUAUUAUAUUAUUACAAUAUGAAAGUUAUAUACCUCCAAUCAAAUCUAACACAAUAGAUGUCGAACAAAUCUAUUAUGAUAUAAAAAAGAGAAAAAGUGAUUCUGUUAAUGAUACUAGCAAAAAUGAUGAACACAAUGAAUCAUCGAAAGAUGGUGCUGAAUUUGAAACUGAUCAAGAUGAUGACAAUCAAAUUUUUGAAGAUGAUUGGGAUGAUGAAGAUGUAAGCGAUGAUGAAAAUGGCGAAAAUGAUGAAAGCGACGAAAAUGGCGAAAAUGGAGAAAAUGACGAAAGUGAUAAUAAUUUGAAAAAAAAAAAAAAUAGCGAUUUGAGUAAAAAUAUGAUAUAUUGCAAAACUAAAGAAUUAAUUAAUUCUUUUAAUCAAAAUUUUAAAAAUACUGAUGAAUAUAUUUCUUCUUCUGAUUUGGAUAUCAAAUGGAUUAAGAUUCCAUCAAAUAAUAAGAAAUUGAAAUAUUGUGUAGCAAUAAAACAUGAAGGGUUAAUCAAAAAUUUUUCUUGGAACAAAAAUGGUAACUAUUUGUCAGUGACAUGCUUACGAAAGCUUGGACAAUAUCACCAUUGCUAUCUACAUCAUAUUAAAUCAAUGAGAACAAUAAAAUUAAUAAAUAAAUACAAACAAAAAAGAGGAGACAUAAUUCAAACUAUGUUUUUUCCACGUACUCCCUACUUUAUCGCUGCCUUUGAAAAUAGUAUAAUAAUAUAUAAUUUAAAACCUUCUUCAAAGAAAGAGAAGAUAUUCAAGAAACUAAGAGGAGUUAAAAAUGCAACAAGCAUAGAUAUACAUACAAAUGAAAGUUAUAUUUUAGUAUCUGAUGAAAAAGGAAAUGUUUUUAUUUAUGAUUUAGAUUUGGCUAGUAGUCCUUAUAAAAUGUUUCAUGCUCAAAAUUGUCCUUUAAAAAAAGCAGAAUUUCAUAAAGAAUAUAAUUUAUUUUAUUCAUUAGGAUCAAAUGGUGUUAUAAAUUUAUUUUACUCUAAAUUUUUUAAUGAUUAUAUAACGGACCCCAUUUUAGUACCAAUUAAAGAAAUAAAAAAUGAGGCAAAGAUUAUUGACCUGACUUGGUCAGAAAAAAAACCAUGGCUAUUUGCUCACACAGAGUCAAAUUUUUCUGUCUUAUACACAUAA
Molecule: messenger RNA, 2538 nt
Organism: Plasmodium yoelii
Lineage: Eukaryota; Apicomplexa; Aconoidasida; Haemosporida; Plasmodiidae
Product: ribosome biogenesis protein BOP1, putative
Exons: 5
Coding region: 1-2538 (845 amino acids)
Biological process (GO): maturation of LSU-rRNA from tricistronic rRNA transcript (SSU-rRNA, 5.8S rRNA, LSU-rRNA); ribosome biogenesis
Cellular component (GO): preribosome, large subunit precursor; PeBoW complex
Molecular function (GO): protein binding; ribonucleoprotein complex binding
Source: RefSeq, a predicted model, not a curated record